Messenger RNA from Dama dama (fallow deer), 12902 nucleotides. Its product is annotated as glycoprotein-N-acetylgalactosamine 3-beta-galactosyltransferase 1-like. Gene Ontology annotation, molecular function: N-acetylgalactosaminide beta-1,3-galactosyltransferase activity. Gene Ontology annotation, cellular component: membrane. The record is from RefSeq and is a predicted model, not a curated record. The coding region runs from base 97 to 1203 and encodes 368 amino acids. Lineage: Eukaryota; Metazoa; Chordata; Mammalia; Artiodactyla; Cervidae. The transcript has a single exon.
CCGCGUCGCGCCAGCGCCCAGCGAGCCGGAGCCUUGCGCAAGUGCUGGGGGACUGCCUCUGAGCUCUCUGGAUCAUCAGAAAUACAUUUUCGGGAAAUGGCCUCCAAAUCUUGGCUGAAUAUUUUAACCUUCCUUUGUGGAUCAGCAGUCGGAUUCGUUUUAUGCUCUCAGCUACUUAGUAUUUUGUUGGAAGAACAGAAGGACAUCCAGCCUAGUAUUCUUCAUAAUGAUCCUCACGCUAGGCAUUCAGAUGACAGUGAACAGAAUCAUCUAGAAGGACAGAUGAACUUCGAUGCAGAUGCCAGCCAACAUAAAGAUGAGAACACUGACAUCGCUGAAAAGCUCUAUCAGAAGGUUAAAAUUCUUUGCUGGGUAAUGACAGGGCCUCAAAAUCUAGAGAAAAAGGCUAAACAUGUCAAAGCUACAUGGGCCCAGCGUUGCAAUAAAGUAUUAUUUAUGAGUUCAGAAGAAAACAAGGACUUCCCUGCUGUGGGAUUAAAAACCAGAGAAGGCAGAGACCAACUGUACUGGAAAAUGAUUAAAGCCUUUCAGUAUGUUCAUGAUCAUUAUUUAGACGAUGCUGAUUGGUUUAUGAAAGCAGAUGAUGAUACUUAUGUUAUACUGGAUAACUUGAGAUGGCUUCUCUCAAAAUACAACCCUGAAGAACCCAUUUACUUUGGGAGAAGAUUUAAGCCCUAUGUAAAGCAGGGCUACAUGAGUGGAGGAGCAGGAUAUGUACUGAGCAAAGAAGCUUUGAAGAGAUUUGUUGAGGCAUUUAAAACAGACAAAUGUACGCACAGUUCCUCCAUCGAAGAUUUAGCACUGGGGAGAUGCAUGGAAAUUAUAAAUGUAGAAGCAGGAGAUUCCAGAGAUACCACUGGAAAAGAAACUUUUCAUCCUUUUGUACCAGAACACCACUUAAUCAAGGGUUAUCUGCCAAGAACCUUUUGGUACUGGAAUUAUAACUAUUAUCCUCCUGUAGAGGGUCCUGGUUGCUGUUCUGAUCUUGCAGUUUCUUUUCACUAUGGUGAUCCUACAACUAUGUAUGAGUUAGAAUACCUCAUUUAUCAUCUUCGUCCGUAUGGUUAUUUAUACAGAUAUCAACCUGCCUUACCUGAGAAGAUGCUAAAGGAAGUAAGUCAGAUAUACAAAAAUGAAGAUAAAAAAGUAAAUCAGGAGCCCUUGAAAGAAAAACAUAAAUGAACAGAGGUAAAAUAUCUAGCAUUGCACUGAAGAAGAACUUCUCCAUUUCUGAUAUAGAACACUGGAAUCCCAGUGAGGAAUUCUUUCCAAGUGAACAUUCCAUAUUAGAAACCUUUCGUAUGAAUAAACUGAAGCUUUAAGUGCGCUGUGAAGUCUGUUAAAAUGUGUUUUGAUACAGUAAUAUAUAUAUGUAUAAGAAAAACUUGUGUUUUUAAAAUGGUGGCCAGGCAGAGGGACUAGAAAAGAGAUUCGUUGCCUAUUCCUGACCACAUGUAUUAUUUUCACUGGGAAAGUAAAAGUUAAACUUGCUAAAACUACACUGCACCAUGUUAGUAACUCACACACGAUGCUAAACAGAUCUGCCUUAAAGAAAAUUUAGAAGGAAAUAUUGUUGCUCAGUGUUGUCUGUAGACUCAGAACAUGAGUUUAUAUUUGCAGUAUGAUGUAAAUGAACCAACCACCCCCUGACACACACACGAACAGUUUUUGUCUAAUGAAAAUUUGCUGUGACUAUUUAUAAUUGGUAGUAUUUCUUCCAGAAGAAGGUAGAAUAAGAAUGGCACUUAUCCUUAAGUGCAUUAAUAAAACCACAUUUUGAAAUUAAAAAAAAAAAUUGGUAAAAUUACACGUUAUAAACAAAACAAUUAUAUUUUCUCUAUCUGACUCCUCCAGAAAUUUGAAACUCUUAGGUUUCCAGUAAGUUUAUCAAAUGAGCUAAGAAGGUUAUCUCACUAACAGGUACAAAAAUCUCAAGGAAUUUUUGAGACCUUAAAAAGAAAAGAGUUCACCUAGAUUUGUUAGGCAAAAUCUGUGAUAAGCCUUUGGUGUGAGUUUCCCAGCCCUGUUUUAUAUUAAAAGUUCAGUCUGAGAUCCAAUAAGUGUUUCAGCAAAAUAAAAAGUCUAUGAUCAAUUAUGGUUAUAUAAAUCAUCAGACCAAAAUUAGUGAAAACAGACCUAUUUUGCAAGCAAACUAGGCUUAAUUUGGUUGUACUUGAUAAAAAUGAGGGUAACUUUAGGGAGAAAAAGAUAUUUAAAAAAAAUAUUAAAUCCCAGUUUGUUAAUGGAGGUCUGCAUGUAGUAAGACUCAUUUCUCAGAUAGUUCUUUGCUGUUAUGUGAUAUUAAUGUGAAAGUUUGUUUCUGAAGCUUAUCUCAGUAAUCUGUCUUUGGAUGAAGAUCAGAUGCCUCAUGACCUGCAGCCAGGACUGGAAAAAGACAUAAUUUAAGAGACUGUCUCCAACCUGGAUGGAAGGACUUUUUAUCAGGCCCCUACACUGGAUUGGUCUAUAGAGAAGACAGCUGACCUGAUCUCACCUUAAAAUGAUGCUCAAACAGGAGAAACUACACUACACCAGGAUGAGAAGACAGCAACAUCAGAGGUAGACAGCUUGCCCAAGAUGCUGGAUCUGCUUCGUAUGAUCAUUUAUAAUGUUUUCUUGACUUCUUAGACCUUUGCAUAUAAAUCAAAUGCUUUUCUAUCAUAGGCCUAAUUCUAUGCCAGUUUUAGAAAUCAAUCCAAUUGUUGGGUUUGUGGCCAAUUACCUGUAUCUAGUUCUGGGUUACCUUGGUAAAUUUCUCCACUACAAGACUCUAACUGGUUGGCCCUGAGGAAAUUUACUUUAAAAAAAAAUUAUAGUCAUAUUCAGGUCACUGUGAUACUACCAGACGAGAUCCCCUCACUGGGCCAAUUAAUAAUGCCUACUCUGACUCUGGCCAUAAAUUUGAGCCUUUUUCUAUUCCUCAAGCUCAAUCAGAGCAACAAAAAAGUUUCAACAAAGGAAAAAGAAAUCUCCCACAAUUAUAAGAUAGAUUUAUAUAGAUAACACCAGGCUAUGGUAAUUUAGGUUUAAAGUCUCCUCUAUGUUGAAAACAAUUAUAUCAUGCUAAGGAUAAUCAGUCUAGUAACACUAGAAAACUGGGCUAUGUGCCUUAUAGAUGGUGGUGCCAAUGUAUAAUUUCCCUGAAAGAUAAAGAUUUGUACAGAGUAGACUAAGUCAGACGACCUGGGAUAUACUGAGCUACAUCUAAUGGAAGCUCUUAAGUCUUACUUGUGACUUUACUAAUACUGCUGGCUAUGUUCUUUGUAUUUCACCUGUUUUACAAAAUUGCUAUUUCUUACAGUGCCAAAUGUGUGACUGAGGCCUGAUAAAAUAAUAUAUAGUUCCCUAUGAGAUCGAUGAUGAUGGCAGUGUAACUCUAGAUAUGAGAAAAAGCAACAAGAGGGAAUGUUUUCCUGGACCAAGAGGCUAGUAAGACAGGUGGUCCAGAGAAUUUUGGAUACUGUUUUAUGGCCUAGUCCAGUAACAGCACAUUGAGUGACCUGUCAACAAAAUCUUUGCCAAACCUGAGAAUGGACAUUCUCAGCACUGUGGGAUAAAAUGGUCAUGAAAUGCCCCCCCUCAAAAUCAUGGUCAAGUUUAUGAGCAAAAAGGGGCUCUGCCAACUGAAGAUUGACACUUGCCAUCUACAUCUACAGAGAUUAUAUCAUGGCCACUGCAACUGCUGACUUUCAACGGCCCUGAAAGGAGUUCAGGGUGAAGAUCAGGAAUGAGGCCCUCCGUGCUCUGGGAAAAACUGGCAGAACAGGCCUUCAGAUAGUUAGAUCUUUUCAGGAGAUUUUAUGAGUCCCAAUUCUUGCAUCUUCUCAUACCUAGAGAAACACUGACAUCAUUAAUGGUGCCAUCUGCUUUGGCUAUUAAGGAAAAAUUUUAUAAUUAAAAGUCAAAAUAGAGUACUCAGCUAUGGUUCAGACAUCCUGAGAAAUAACCAGGUGUUACUAUCUGUGUAAUUUCAGAUUAGACAUUGUAUUGCUAAACACUUGAGUUUUCUGAGUCGUGUCAGGCUUAGAUGCCACCAUUCUCAAAACAAUGUCUGCUGGAAGCUAGUAACUUCUACCUUACUUUUUAUAAAACUAGGCAACUGGCCACCUGGCUACAAGUCUCCCUGAAAUGCCAGGUCCAGACUGGGUUUCAGGCCUAUUCUUCUAAAAGAAAGAGAUUUAUUUUUGUCUAUUAAAACUCCAGUUAUCCCUCCUCUAGCUACUACUAAUUGGGUAUGUUACAACAAAAUGGCAGACCAAGGGAUUGAGAUUUUAAUCAUACAAGGCUCAAAUCUAGGACUUGGAACUCAGGAAUACUUCCAAUUCAGUGUCUCUUCCCCAGGCUGAGGCAGUCCUAUGCCCCAUUUUGAGAAGAGAUUAUCACAGUCAUAGUUGCCCUGUUCCCUAAAUUAAAACUGAGCAGGACUCUGUGGGGUGGCAACUCUGGAGUACAGACCUGCUGUACUGUAAAAUAUAGGCUUUAUUCAGCCUCCUUGACCUUCCCUGAGUUCCAAAGGGUAGAUUCAAACAAUUGCUAAUCAGGGAAGAGAAAAAAUACAGAGACGGAGGGAAAACAAUCAAAUGGUGGUACAGCCUUGAGACGGUCCUGGUUCUUACUCAAAGAAAUAUGCAUAACAAUGUCUUUUGAGUUCUUCUACAGAACUGGGGCCCCCACCCAGGUGAAAGGUGGUAACUUCAGACUAAACACAAGAUUCCUAGAACACAGCUCUGUUGCUUGACCACCAGCCAAUCACCCCAAAUGUUGCCUCCUGUUUCUGGGGACCAGUGAUGACCAUCCUGUUAGGUCUCCUGUUUGGCCCCUGUCUAUUUUAUCUCUGAGAGGCGCCAACAGUUUCUAACUAAGUUGCUGUUAUUACAAGAGUAAAAGCAGGUUUCAGAUAUAGAACACCCCAACUUAGGUCAGGUAUAGAGAGACUUCUGCUCUGCUAGGCAGGCCUACGCCCAGGCACAGCAGGAAGAAGUUACAGAAGAAAGAGACCUCCGCCCCAAUUCCCAAAAAGCAUCUUGAGUAUGAAGUCUCUCAAGGGAGAGUUGUUAGGGAAAACACACUGCCUGUCCGUCCAUCCACCUAAUGUUACUCAGAUCUCAAUAUUCGACUGCCCCCACAGAUGAUAUAGAAGACCCAUGAUUAGGCCUUCCACAGAAACAACAAGACAGGGGGGAAUGUGAGGCUGCGCCAUGACAGGCAGCCUAGAUUAGGAGUAGGCCUGGUUUUCCAGGGUAACAUGAUUAUCAGGCCACCUGGAGCCAGCCAAUCAAUAUACGCCCAGUAAGGAAAAGGGAACCUUUCAGGGGAAAGCUGAAAAGCCCGCGAAUGCCCAAGUUUGAAAAAAGCCUGGGAAGGUUUGAGCCAAUAAGAUUACUUUGCAAACAUGUAACCAAUCCGCUUAAGCCAGCUACCAACUGCUUAUGCACACCUUAUAAAUUGGGUAACAGCUCGGGCUCAGCGCUUUCUGACCCUGCACCACUGCGUUGGUUGCGGCAGUGAGCCCUGACUCGAGUCAGCAAUAAACUUCCCUUUUUUGUGAGUUGCAUUGUCUUGGAAGCCUUCUCUCUUCCCACUCGGGGAUUCGGACAUCGGGCAUAACAAACCUAGACAGCAUAUUAAGAAAAAGCAGAAACAUUACUUUGCCAAGAAAGGUCCAUCUCGUCAAGGCUAUGGUUUUUCCAGUGGUCAUGUAUGGAUGUGAGAGUUGGACUAUAAAGAAAGCUUAGAGCUGAAGAAUGGAUGCUUUGGAACUGUGGUGUUGGAGAAGACUCUCGAGAGUCUCUUGGACUGCAAGGAAAUCCAACCAGUCCAUCCUAAAGGAGAUCAGUCCGGGGUGUUCAUUGGAAGGACUGAUGCUGAAGCUGAAACUCUAAUACUUUGGCCACCUCAUGCGAAGAGUUUACUGAUUGGAAAAGACCCUGAUGCUGGGAGGGAUUGGGGGCAGGAGGAGAAGGGGACGACAGAGGAUGAGAUGGCUGGACGGCAUCACCAACUUGAUGGACAUGAGUUUGGGUAAACUCCAGGAGUUGGUGAUGGACGGGGAGGCCUGGCGUGCUGCGAUUCAUGGGGUUGCAAAGAGUCGGACACGACUGAGGGACUGAACUGAACUGAAUAUAUACCAGUAGCUUCUUUAGAUAAAGAUCAAGAGACUAGACUUUACAAGUUUACCAAGGAAGUAAGGAGCAAUAGAGGCCAUAAGGCCAAGAGGCAAUCCAUAACAAAAGAGGGUCGUAAAUAAUGGAAAACGUAAUGAAGGAAAUCCUGUGCAAGCAUCCCAUGUCUUUGAUCUCUGUCCUGGGAGAGGCUUGCCUACUCCUCUCGCCCCUGACAGGGACUGAUAAGGAACAGAGGACUCAAGAGAGAUAGGAAACAGCACACGGGAAUCUUACCAUUAAAUGCUUCCUGACAACUUCCCCUAUUUGUUAUAUUUGUAAAAAAGGCCCUGACCAAAUGAAUUUGGUUAGUUUUCACCAACCUUAUAGAAAGGGGAUGAUAAACAACAAAUACAAUUAUCAAGACAAUCACCAAAGUUACAGUUCCAGACCCGAUGUUGUGGGUAAUACUUUGAAAUCAUCCUCGGAGUCUAGCCCGGAUAAUUUCUUCAGCUAAAGUUUCCAAAUUAGUGGAAGAGAGCAGACGUUUAGAAAAAGUUUCAAAGAUUUCCUUUUGCAGUAAUUGUACAUUCAGAGAGGCAUUAUCAUGUAAAUGAAAUUUGAUUUGUUCCCAGUUAUAGGUACUAUAUUGGAGAAGGAAAUGGCAACCCACUCCAGUGUUCUUGCCUCGAGAAUCCCAGGGACGGGGGAGCCUGGUGGGCUGCCGUCUAUGGGGUCACACGGGGUCGGACACGACUGAAGUGACUUAGCAGUAGGUACUAUGAUUGAAAUGAACAGGAGUAACACAAAAUUGGCAGUUAAUACAAGUUACAGAACAUAAAGUCUUUUUAAAUUGUAAAUUUCUUAUGGCUAUAACAAAACGAAGUGGGACACAGGCCUGUAUAAAAUAUGACUGAUUAUAGCGAAAGAAAUAGUUACUAUGACCACAACUGGUCCCUGUGAAAUGUCUGGUCUAAGUCCCAAGUUCUUGGGUGCUGGCAGCAAGUUUCCGUAUGCCCCAUUGUUUAGGCCCACUCUGUUUAUUGAGGACGAUUCAAGGAGGGGGUGCCAUUACACCAUCAAGCCAGCCAAGAAGUCCUUUGUCAUGGUAACGUUUCAACGUAGUGUUAGUAACCUUUUACAUAAUGUUUUUUGUUCUUUCCUGAACGCUUUCCCUAAAGUUUCAGUAGUAAACAUGGUUCACAGACAGAGAAAGGGUAGCAAUGUCUGAAAGUCUUCUUUUGGAGACAGGACGAAAGCCGCCAAAGUUUAUGCAUAAUUUUCCUGGGCCCAGGAAAUGGAAGGAUUUCAUAGCCUAAAGAAAUGUUAGGACUUCAUAGCCUAAAGAAAUGUUAAUUAGUUUUCCCUCCAACACAGGAUGUGAGGAUUCCAGGGAGGGGGCAUAUGGGUGGAGUCAUUGGUUGAUAGGAUCAGUCUUUUCUCCUUCCAUUUUAUGACCUGUAAUAAAGGGGGGUUUGGUAAGUAAAACCAUUUAAGUAUGAUUUGUUAAUCCGGCUCAAGCGGGCAUCGCGCAGGUCAGCAUAGCGACAGGAAGGUUUUCAGGACUCUGAGGCAUUUCCUGUUGAAAAACCAGAUUUUUAACUUGAUUAAUAAGGGUUUUUAUUUGUCCCCAAGUGGGGAGAUCAUAGGGUUGAUGUCGCUAAGGGCGGCGCUUUCUGGAGAUCUUUAGAGCUGCCAUGGCCUGUAUUAGAAUUUCUUCCUCCUGGGGUUCUUGUUGUUUCAUCUCCAUUUUGAAUGUCAGGGGCCCCCUUGGGUCGAAUUUUCCGAGGAAAAAGUUUGUUGGAUCCAUCUGGGGAAAUACAAGCAUAUCCCUUUCCCUAUAAGAUUAAUUUCCCAAAUUUACAUUGUUUAUUGAACCCUUCGUGAUACCAAAUGGGCAGAGGAAGAGAAGUGUCCUUCAAUUCCUCGAAAUGUAUUUCUGUUCUUGUUAAAGUAUCUCCCUGUUGUAAGUUUUUUUAAAAAAUUUAAAACAAAUAAAGCUGUAUUAACACUAGUUAUAGGUUUAGAAAAUAUCUUAUGUUUGAAUCUAGUAAACUCUGCUUUAGAUAAGGAAGACAGUAGUGUACCUGUGUAUUCCCCCUUCUUUAAUUUUUUUAUUUGCAACUUUAGUGUGUGAUGUGCUUGUUUGACUAUGCCUUGUGCCUUUGGAUUAUAAGGAAUACCUGUAAUAUGUUUAACAGAAAAAGAUUGUAAAAAUUGUUUAAAGUGUCUAGAAAUAUAGGCAGGGCCAUUGUCUGUUUUAGUAGAACUAGGAGUUUAUGGUGGAGGUUUUUAUAUUUUUUAAUACAAAAACUGAAUAUAUAGAGUCAGAGACUAUAUUAAUGGGGUAAGGAUGUAGACAAAUGUUAGGUAGUUAGAAUAGGGAAAAAGAGUCCAAAAUGGCGGUUGCUAAAAGACCUGGAAGGGAAAGCCCGUGAAAAUAGAAGAAAGGAAAGUCAGAGGACCGGAGUGAGAACCUCAGGUAAAACAAACAACGCUCCUGCCUAAGCCCAAUUUACAUAAGACAGGCCCAGGGACAGAGAAACAUAUAAAAAGAGGAGCCAAAGCCCUCUUCUCUCCUUUUGCUCCCUCUCUCUCCCCCACGUGAUGGGGCUAUCUUCUCUUUGCAUCUUUGGAUCGACGUGCCCUCAUGCCUCGAAGAUGGAUUUUCCUGCUAUUAUCUAAAUAAAUAGAGCUGUAACACUGACCUGUAACACUGAUUUAUUUAAGAGCUAUAAAACGGUCUGUUCGAGACCUGAGAGCUAUAACACGGUCUGUCCUCCGAGAGCUGUGACCGGCCAAGGGGCUUUAAUGUCUGUCACUCCAAAUUUUUGUUGUGACAAGACAAAGAACCGAGGAGCAUACACUCGCGUGACACAAAUAACUUGAAUAAUAGCAUAUAAUUCAUUUUGUUGAGCAGAAGGAAAUUUAGUAUAAAAGAUUUCAUAUUUUUUAAGAGACCAGAAUGAAGCUUUGGUGUUUUUAGUCCCAUCUAUAUACAAGAAAUGCGAGAAAUAAUAAAUUCAGUGUUUUUGAAGAAAUUUCACAGCUUACCAAAAGGAUAAUGAAAUGAAAUUUCUCCAAAAUAUUUUAGAAAAGCUAAUUGGAAAUCAGUAGAAGUUUGUAAUGUGUUCUCAAAUUGAGAUUUAUUUGUAAUAAAGUUUUUUUAAAGUAUAAAGGAGAUAGAGAAAACUUCUGACAUAGGCAUCAGAAGGGGGCAGAAAGAGUGCCCCCCUGCUAGUCUUAGGCCAGGUGUCAUAUAACUACUAGCAGUCUGCUAAUUAGAGAAAGGAAAUGUCUCAAAACUGCAGAGAAUAGCACCAGGCCCCUCACCCACAACAUGCAUCUUGAGAUAACCUUGGCACCAGGUGAGUUGUCCCGGCCACAAAAUUAUUGACAUGAAUCUUGAAGAAGGAAGUUUUCCAAGCAAAUACAGUUUCAUUAACAUAGCUUCAGAGAACAUUUGCAUGAGUAAAACAAACCGGUUUGUCAAGUUGGUUCUGAAUCUUAGGCAGAACUGACUUGAAAAAAGAGUCUAGGGUAAAUAUAUAGCACAUUAACAUAGCUUAAGAUAAACAUUUCCAUAAGAAAAAUGCAUUGUUUACCUCAAGGUUUGAGAAAAGUUAGGUUCAGGUGGAACCAGCUGUCGUUAUGGCAGGUUUUUAGGAGAAUUUUAAGAGAAACCUCCUUUUAAAUUUGUAUAGAGAAGGGAAAAAAAAGAAAUAUUGCUAGUUUGUUUCCUCCUGCUGCUUAAGAGAGAGAAAAAUGUCUGGCACUUGCAGGCUAUUUUCUGCAUUUGGAGACCCCUGGCCUUCAUGCCUGUUAAGUCAAACUAGAUCGGCCAAAUAAAAGACCGAAGGUUGGUGGGUGCAGGGGCCCAAAAAGUCCAGUAGGUAUUUUAGAGGGGACUGCUUGAGGGUAAAGGAGUUUAGGGCUGGUAUAUUGACUGCAGCACUGCCAGAUGUUGAGGGUUUGAGGGAAAAGGUGGAAUUUGCCCUGGUUUUUGUUGAAGGGGACCUGGGUGGUCUCCUGCUUGGAGUUUCCUGGAAUAGGUUUUCCUUCAAUAUCAAAUUUAGAUUUACACUCUUUGGCCCAAUGCAUUUCUCUGCGGCAGCGAGGGCAGAUUUUUGGAGGUUUGUUAUUAGCUUUCUUAGGACAGUCCCUUUUUAAAUGGUUUUUAUCUCCACAUGUAAAACAUCCUUCAUUUCCCUUUUUAAAGCAAGCAGCCAUUGUCUCAGGUAGCAUUUGCAUUUUUUGAGUUUCUGAUCUUAUAUGGUGACAAGCCUUCAAAUAAUCAAAAAUAGUCCCUGUCUCACGAAUUGGGGCUACAGCCUUUUGACAUUCCUGAUUUGUAUUAUCAUAAACAAGUAAUUCUUUUUAAGUUGUCUUAUAGCUUUUUUUUUUUUUUUUUUUUUUUUUGGAUUACAGUAUGGGCUUAAGGGAGUCGUUGCCAGAAUCAUUAGGUUCUAUUGUGAGGCUGCCAGGGCUAACACCAUGACAGGCGGCCCGGACCUAAGUUAGAUUUCCCCUGAAAUGGUAAGAUUCCCUACCCCCAUCAGGCCACCUGGAGCCAGCCCAGGUGAAAAAGGGAACCUAUCAGGGGAAAGCUGAAAAGCCCGCGAACGCCCAAGUUUGAAAAAAGCCCGCGAAGGUUUGAGCCAAUAAGAUUACUUUGCAAACAUGUAACCAGUCUGCUUAAGCCAGCUACCAACUGCUUAUGCUCACCCUAUAAAUUUGUGUAACAGCUUGGGCUCAGCGCUUUCUGACCCUGCACCACUGCGUUGGUUGCAGCAGUAAGCCCUAACUCAAGUCAGCAAUAAACUUUCCUUUUUUUGCGAGUUGCAUUGUCUUGGAAGCCUUCUCUCUUCCCGCUCGGGGAUUCGGACAUCAGGCAUAACACUAUCAAGGAAGAGACUUUGGGAUUUGUGCCUGCUGGCAGGGGAGCAGUGCUUGGAGAAACCAGGGCAGGGUUAGUAGGAAAAUUCUGAAAUAUCUUAUGUUGUUCUAAUUGGGCCUUUUGUAAGGUAUCAUCGUCUAAUUCAUAUUCACAUAAUAAGUGUUCUGCCUGUUGCCGAAUAUCAGGAGGGCUAGAAUGAUCUUGUAAUGGCAGACUCACGGCUUCAAGGAGAGCCCAUAGGGGCCAGAAAUCUAUUGGAAUAUUUUUUCCCUGUCUGACGGCUUCCCUGGGUUACGCAGCUGGCUUUCACGCUCCAGGGAAUCAGCCAGAAAUAGAGAGAGAGAGAAAGAAAGAAAGAAAGAACCGGGGACCCAAGCUCUGAUGGAGCAAAGGUGUUUUAUUGAAUUCUGUAAGGGUAUAUAUACCAGUAGCUUCUUUAGAUAAAGACCAGACUUUACAAGUUUACCAAGGAAGCAAGGAGCAAUAGAGGCCAUAAGGCCAAGAGGCGAUCCAUAACAAAAGAGGGUCAUAAAUAACCCCUUUCACCAAAUGGAAAAGCUAAUGAAGGAAAUGCUAUGCAAGCAUCCUAUGUCUUUGAUCUCCGUCCUGGGAGAGACUUGCCUGCUCUCGCCCCUGACAGGGACUGAUAAGGAACUGAGGGCUCAAGAGAGAUAGGAAACAGCACACAAGAAUCUUACUGUUAAAAGCUUCCUGACAUCUGAGGACCUGAGUGAGAACCUCAGGUGAAACAAACAGCCCUCCUGGCUAGCCUAAUUUGCAUAGGGCAGGCUCAGGGGGAGGUGAAAAAACAUAAAGAGGAACCAAAAUUGAGCCCUUCUCUUCUUUUGGGUCAGCCUACCCUCAGGCCUCAUGGAUGUAUUUUCCUUUGCUUGCCAAAUAAAACUGAGCUGUAAUUAAGCCAUAACACUGGUCUGCCAUUUCAAUCCUUUGCUGCAGUGAGACAGAACCAAGAAAUUACACACUCCCCUGAUAAAAACCAGAGUGACUUAUAAUUACAUGAUUAUUCAACUUAAUUAAAGACAUUCUAAAAUAGUACAUUUAACAAAAGUGGGUUUAUUUCCAUGUAAUGCUUAUUACAUUUUUCUCGCCUCAGUUUUAUUUAAAGCCAGGUCAAUAUCUUACUCUAAAUGACUUUAUUAGUAAUAUAUGCUCUUUAGAUAUAAAGUCCUUCUGGGAAACAAGCAACAUUCAAUUAUCAAUUGGGAAUGCACUUCAAGAAAAGUUUUGAAAUUUGUUAAAAAUAAACUUCAACCCCAUGACCCCAUACCAGGGUGGGGUGGGAGAGGGAAAAUGUACACAAAAUCACAAAGACAUUACAGUCAAACACCUUAGAGCUAAUAUCCAUUUCACUUUAAAAUAGCAUUGCAUAUGACUUCAGGAAGAAUUUCAUAAUAUUUGAAGAUCAAAAGGAAAGAGUCAAAGGCUGACAGGAAUGUGGAACACAUUAAAUUAGCUAACAGUAUAGCUCUCAUUCAUUAUUUCCACUUCUAGCUAUAGGGGGUAAUCAAAUACAAGUAAACUUACAGUUAAAAAGCCUUUGUAAAAAUUCAAAUUGUAACAGAAAAUAAAUUUAAGGGCUUGUUACUUCUAAGGGAAUUCAUUAUGUAAUAUUUGUUAGAUAGACAUCUCUGUAGUACAUUUUAAAUAUGAUUCAACAUUAAGGUAAAUGCAUAUUCCAAUAAUUCUUUGCUUAAAGCCAACUCAUUUGGGGUUCUAUCAUCAGAACUUAUGGCACAUUCUCAUGAGUACAGUUUUUGUGGCAAAUUUAAUCCUUUGAGAAUUUUUUUGGGGGGGAGGAAUAGGCAAAAGUCUAGCUGCAUGGCUGCUCUGUGAAAAUUGAUUAAAUAUGGUAAUCAAAGAAG